Messenger RNA from Syngnathus typhle (broad-nosed pipefish), 3614 nucleotides. RefSeq names its product brain specific kinase 146 (gene bsk146). The transcript is spliced from 4 exons. Gene Ontology annotation, biological process: peptidyl-threonine phosphorylation; peptidyl-serine phosphorylation. The coding region runs from base 304 to 1617 and encodes 437 amino acids. NCBI's taxonomy places the organism in Eukaryota, Metazoa, Chordata, Actinopteri, Syngnathiformes, Syngnathidae. Gene Ontology annotation, molecular function: protein serine/threonine kinase activity; ATP binding. The record is from RefSeq and is a predicted model, not a curated record.
UGCGGAGACAAUAGGACACCACAGCAAGGCUGCCGUGGAUGCUCACGGUCCCAACUGCUCGGUGGACGUCGCCAUCCACUCGGACUUGCCCUUUUCCCCGCCUGACUUGGUUCUAGUAUGCGCCUUCACGCCCGUCCCGUUUGCUUUGCAGCCGCUUGGACGCACAUCCAGGGCGGACUCCGCAGCCCUGUUAUGAGCAUCUCUUCAAUGUAACGUCAACUUUGUAGCUGCUGCCGCUCUUGUCUUGUCCCGCCGCCCCGGCAUCCGUUCCUCGCUCCGUCAGCAUCGCCCUCAGCCACAGUCAUGAGUUCUUCUCCGUUGACAUCACGAGCCAAUAUGGACAUCCUGGAUGAGCUGCAGCUGAUCGCAGCCCAGAACCUCGAAAAGUUGGAAGUCAAUAAGUACUACGAAAUCAUCCGAGAGUUGGGCAAGGGCACCUAUGGCAAGGUGGACCUGGUCAUCCACAAGAUCAGAGGAACCAAAAUGGCCCUGAAGUUCUUGAAGAAGAAGACGACCAAGCUGAAGUCGUUCCUGCGGGAGUACAGCAUCUCGCUCUACUUGUCUCCUUGCCCUUUCAUCAUCAACAUGUUUGGCAUCGCCUUUGAGACGGACGAGUACUACGUGUUUGCGCAGGAGUAUGCGCUGGCAGGGGACCUCUUUGACAUCAUUCCUCCGCAGGUACCACAUGAAAUGAGAAGCCACGGAUGCUUGUCCUUUGACCUCACUGAUUCUGCCCUUUUCCCACUCCUCGAGGUUGGUCUCCCCGAAGCAGCGGCAAAGCGCUGCGUGCACCAGGUAGCCAUCGCUUUGGACUACAUGCACUGUAAGAAGCUGGUCCACAGGGACAUCAAACCUGAAAACAUUCUCAUCUUUGACCGGGAGUGCCGCAAAGUCAAGCUGUCGGACUUUGGCAUGACCCGUCGCGCCGGAUCGCCGGUGAAACGAGUCAGCGGCACCAUCCCCUACACGGCCCCGGAGUUGUGCGACGUCUCCCGCCACGAGGGCUUCUGCGUGGACUACAGCACUGACGUGUGGGCUUUCGGCGUGCUUCUCUUCUGCAUGCUGACGGGAAACUUCCCAUGGGAGAAGGCCCUGCCCUCGGACUCCUUCUACCAAGAGUUCAUCCGCUGGCAGAGGAGGAGGAGCACCACGGUGCCUUCCCAGUGGAGACGCUUCACCGAGCAGGCCCUACGCAUGUUUCGCCGCUUGCUCUCGGUGGAGCAGGAGCGACGCUGCUCUGUCAAAGAGGUCUUUGGAUACUUCAGCCACUCGUGGAUGCUGGACGGCGAGAACAACAACAACAACGGUGGCGGCGGGGAAAGGCUCGGCGGCGGCAACGGCGCUAACCAUAACAUGUCUUCGUCUUCAUCCGGGGAGGAAGACGAGGAACUCCUUGUGGAGCGGAUGAAGCAGCAGACUCUGUCCCAAUCGUCGCCCCCCGUGCCCGGCGCGGCCAAGGGCGCAGCCACAAUGGAACUGGGCGGGGGCCACCAUUUUGUUUCCGUGUCCACCAACAGCUCGGUGUCAUCCACCAAUAGCUACGAGCGUAUGCCGCGGGAGAACGGCUCGCCGGGAGGCCGAAUGCUGGUGGCCACGCCCAUCGAGAUUUGCGUCUGAGCUCAACAUUUUCCACGUUAAGGUCGUCUCACCAGUGUGCUCUUCUUCUACCAACCGCUCAUCAACCGGUCGAUGCGCACGCGCCGAGAACGAGACGCCCUUGUUGUCGUGCCGGUGGUGGAGGUACACGCAUGGCGACAACAGAAGACCAAAAGGUCGUUCCUAAAGCAAUAGCUCCAAAAAAAAAAGCCAAAAAAAAGGGUUAGGAUUGAACAUGACUUCUGGUGGACUCCAGAAGCAAGACAAACAAAGGGAUGACGUUUCAUCAACUGGCUGUUUUUUGUAACACAUUCAGGAGGUGAUUUUUCAGUCAGAAAGUUCGGUGCUCGAACUCAACUGGCUGUUGUUUGAUUUCACGUAUCGACUUCACGCUAUUUUCUACUCACUCUUGCGUUCCCCAAAAUAGACAUGUUGAUUUUCAACUCGGCCCCCACAAAACACAUUUCAAGUUAAUAAUGCAUGAUGAGCAGCUCAGCAACUUUACAAAGAGAUAAAAAAAAAAAAAAAAAACACCCAUAUUUGUCGUGGAAUCUUUUGACGUAGCACAAUUCUCGCAUUACAUCCUGUUGUAAGAUCUCUUGAUGUUUUAGGGCUAAAAUGAAAAACAAAAAACAAAAUGACUUUCUAUUCAGUGUGUUUUAGUGUGUUUGUAUUUAGGUCUCGUAUUCACAUCGCCACUUUCAGGCACUGGAAGAAGAAAAAAAAAAAAACUAAAGCAUGACUAGCAAGCACUCAAAAAGGAUUCUUCUUAGGAGCUUCUAAAUGGUCACGUGGUUGACAUCAAACAGUGGCAUGGAAGUUGCUUUUAAACUGCCCUGCAAAAAAAGGUCCAACCGUUUGAAAGAAGACAACAACAAAAAAUGGAUCCGACAUUUCCCCGUCAAUCUGCAUGCUAACAAGGUUGUGUAUUUGACCGCCCGCUUGGAUUUUGGUCAUCAUCCCAGCUGCUCCCCAAUCAACCAGCGAGUAUGCAAAAAAAGUCCAUUUUGUGACAAUCUCUGACCUCAUGGGACUGGGAACAAAAGAACAAAAGACUCUGUUCGCCCAUCAUGCAGCUGCUCCCUUGUUUACUGCAGCAGCGACAUUAAGAAAAGCAUGACCUCGUCAUUUUCAACCAGCACCGUUCGCUAACUGUAGCAAGCAGUCGGACAGUGACGUCAAAUCAAUAUUGACAAUGUUAUCCUGGUCAUCACCAAAACCGGAGCAAGAGCAAGGUCAUGACCAAGGUCAUGCCAUACGUGGAAGGGGUUACCUUUUCCUUCCAUCUCAUACUGAUUUCAUUGGCUGCAAACAUUUUGGAUUGGAUCAACGUUAAACAUCUCGUCCAAAAAGAUUGUUUGAAUAAUUGCAGAGAUUGUUCACAUUCAUUUAGGGAGGAAAUGAAUAAGGAUGCUUUUCUGAUACUUUUUUUUUCUUUCUUUAUAAUUAAUACCUACGCAGAUCAAAAAGCUUAAGAACUAUCAAAUAUUAGUUACACAGGUUGAAGCGAGCAGAAGUAUUAGAUUUGGUGGCAUUAAGGUUUUUCCGGAGAGUAUGAAUAAAUAAACAUCUCUGAGCAAUUCAGGUCAAUUGGCUCACCGGUUGGGAAGAACAGGUGGAAACAAUCCUGACGGGACUAAAAAAUGGAAUCCAUUAGUAUUGGCAGAAAGAUAAACAAUCAUCAUUUUAGUGCUUAUGUGUGGCAUGAUUACAUGCAAUCCCCCCCCCCAUUUAGGAUUAGUGGUGGGAGGAGAAAUGAUUAACAGCAAAGUGGAAGUAAAAGAUCCAAAGCGUUUGCUGCCUCCUAUUUUCUUCAUCUUUUCAUUCUUAUCACGUGUAGUAGUUGAGCUUCGAUGUUUGUGUCCAGUGGGAUAUUUGCCAGCCUUCUCGUUUUGGUGACUUUUUGUGAGUAGAUUGCCACAACCCCUCCAACUUGUUUCUGUCCCUCCCUGCAAUACAACUGUCUUCCUGUUGAAUCCGAUUUUAGUCAAUAAAAUGGAGACUUCUUGUUGAACUCA